UUUCUCUCCAAAUUCUUCUAUUCUGGAGACAGAGAAAUUACUGUGAUCCACAGACAAACAUAGCAGAUUCAGUUUUCUGAUGUUUACGAUGCUCCAUUUCUUCAUGAUCAUCUGUUUCAUCCCUUUGAUAUGUUCUUCCGCUCCCCUGCUUCACACCGUUACUUGUAAGCAAGGCACGAAGACACAAUGUCUCAAGGCCUCCUUUGUACCAGGGCACAACCUCCCUGCAAGAGGAAUAGAUAUAGUGACCAUGAAGAGUGCUGGGAACAUUCUGUUUAACACCCAGCAGUACAUGAAAAAUAACACUUGUAAAUUGUGCCAAGAUUCUCAAGAUAAAGACAAAUGGUGGAAAUUACCUAGAGCCCUGGAGCAAUGGAAUAUGCAAAGUUCCUGCAGAAGGACCAUGGUGAGCAAAGUCUUACAAUCUCCAGUCUUAGUGGCCAAGGAAGUGGCAUCACGUGUGCAGAAUGAUUGGACAAAUGAUCUGAAUUUGACAUGCACAGAACUGCAAGGAAACGUAGCCAUGGCUGGUGCCCAAUCCAAAAUGGUGCAGUUUGCUUUUGAGAAAUUGCAUUUGGACAAAUAUACUUUCCUCUCCCACAAGUUUGAAUGUGAAUAUUACAGUUUUCAGAUGUCUAGGCAUUGGAACCUAAGUCCACAUUUUUUGAAAGCUCUUGUCCAGCUCCCUAACUACUAUAACUCCCGAAGCAACGUACAGUAUCAACAACUGAUAGCCUCGUAUGGCACACACUAUAUCACUGAUGCAACAAUGGGGGGGCAGUUGCAGGAAGUGACUGCAUUAAGAACCUGCGAAGUGGCUUUGAGUGAUAGCACAAUGCAGCUGGUGAAAGACUGCCGGGAAGCAGAGAUCAUGGCUGCUGUGGUUGGUCCAAACAACACAAUGCUAAGUCAGAUAUGUGUGCCUUCAACCAGAAAAUAUAUUUACGUAGGAAACUUCCAUCAGGGAUUUAAUGAAAGGUUUCGGGAGGUGGCAGGAGGAAAUGCCAUGUUUGACCUUCAUAAUCAUUUGUCUGGGGAAAAUAAGUGGUUGAAGAGUACUGAGAAGGAUCCUGCUCUACUGAAUUACUCAUUGAUGCCCAUCCACACCUUAAUUAAUUCCAGAAGUCCUAAGAGAGAAAGCCUAAGAAUUGCUCUCAGUGAAUACAUCAAAAAGAGGUCCUUGAAGAUAGAAUGUCCAUGCUCAGGAAAUACCUAUCCAAGCCAGAGGGAGGAUUGCUCUUGUUCUUGUUCCCCAUCCAAAUAUACCAACUCAGACUGCUGCCCAACAAGAAAAGGAUUAGCCAAGUUAAUCAUUGAAAUUAGAUCUGCCACGGGUCUGAAUGGAGACUAUUUCUCAUCAACAGACAGUUAUGUAAACUUCUAUUUCAAUGGAUAUGAAAAAGAGACUGAAACUAUAUUUGACAAUGAUGAUCCUAUGUGGAAUGAAACACUUGAUUUUGGGAUGGUAGAGCUUGGCCCUCUGAAAAAGUACACUAUAGAGGUGUGGGAUGAAGACAUUACAACAGAUAAUGACCUACUCUUAACAUGUAAGGGAAUUCUAAAAGCAGGGAAUAAUAAAAUGUCAUGCCAAUACAGUGAUAUGCAAUUAGUGUACACCCUUUACACAACCUGUGCCCCUUAUCUUGGAGGUGAAUAUUGUGAUGAAUACAUUCCCAGUUCACCAUGACUACUUUUUUCUCUAUACCUUUCCUUAAAAUGGAUAUUUGCUGAAUCCAAUUCAUUUUCUUAGUAGACGUGCACAUGUUUCUUUUAGAACCAACAAAAUAGUAAAAAGAAGAGGGUCAGCUUGGUUAAGUCUAGGACUUUUCUUGUCCUACCGAGGCGUUUAUCAGUCCCAACUAUCUUGUAUAUGGAGAGGUAUAAGUAGACUCAGCAAUAAGUAACAAUAAGGCACCCCAUUAAGUCAAAGGCUGCCACUGGAGUUGGUAUGGAGGGGUAUGGAGAAGGAGGUUGGUCAAUGCUGAAAACCAAAGAGUUCUGUUUCUACUACAUUAAAUUGCUUCAUUUA
Messenger RNA from Xenopus laevis (African clawed frog), 2029 nucleotides. RefSeq names its product perforin 1 L homeolog (gene prf1.L). The record is from RefSeq and is a predicted model, not a curated record. Gene Ontology annotation, biological process: leukocyte mediated cytotoxicity; T cell mediated cytotoxicity; immunological synapse formation. The transcript has 4 exons. Lineage: Eukaryota; Metazoa; Chordata; Amphibia; Anura; Pipidae. Gene Ontology annotation, molecular function: wide pore channel activity; pore-forming activity; calcium ion binding. The coding region runs from base 80 to 1687 and encodes 535 amino acids. Gene Ontology annotation, cellular component: extracellular region; membrane.